CUAAAUAAAGAUUUACAUUUCUAUAUAUGAUGUAAUGAUACAAAUAAGUUGGAAAUAACAAUACAAAAUACGAUGGGAAGACGCAAUAAUCGUAGAGAGGGUUUACAAAGAGAAGUGAGAUGCUUUGGAUAUUUUUGUUGCAGAAGUUGUGAUCAUGAGUGGACAAGUUCAUAUGUCUGGAAAAUGUCUGGAACGCUAAAGGUCCUAUAUAAACAACAGUGCAUGGAGUGUGAUGAAUUUAUGGGGCCAUACAGAACAACACCUCUUAUUUGUUCCGGUUGCGGAAUGGUGAAUUGCGAGUGUGAAGAGGACAAUUCUGAACCGAAAAAGCCGCACCUGUCAGAAUUAUGUGGAAGGUGUCAGUCAGGGAAAAAAUGUCAACUAUCACUAGAAAAAUGUGUCUUCCCUUGUUCUAGGCGUGGUGGAAGAAGAUAUCGCUAUUGAAGACAAAAUCUAAAACUCAUUUUUAAUAUGUUUGAACUGUUUAUUUGUUUCUUAUACAAUGUUAUAUAGAUAAAUUAAAAAUUUGUAAAUAAUCAAUCAAAUGAA
Messenger RNA from Mytilus trossulus (common blue mussel), 549 nucleotides. Its product is annotated as zygote arrest protein 1-like. The transcript is spliced from 2 exons. NCBI's taxonomy places the organism in Eukaryota, Metazoa, Mollusca, Bivalvia, Mytilida, Mytilidae. Gene Ontology annotation, biological process: translation. Gene Ontology annotation, cellular component: cytoplasm. The record is from RefSeq and is a predicted model, not a curated record. The coding region runs from base 73 to 444 and encodes 123 amino acids.